Messenger RNA from Morchella sextelata, 882 nucleotides. RefSeq lists its product as uncharacterized. The record is from RefSeq and is a predicted model, not a curated record. NCBI's taxonomy places the organism in Eukaryota, Fungi, Ascomycota, Pezizomycetes, Pezizales, Morchellaceae. Bases 1 to 882 code for a protein of 293 amino acids. The transcript has 2 exons.
AUGUCCGGUCUGUUCGGUGGUGGUACUGGUACUGGUAGUGUUGCUGCCGGUAGUGGUAAUGGUAGUAGUAACGUCCCGGGGGGUUCCGGGAACUUGGGAUUAUCCUUCGUCAAUAAGAAAGACACCGUCGGCGCGCCCGAACCAGUGAAGCCGAGAGGGCUCUUUUCCACGCACCCCAACCCCCCACAGGCCACCACAACGACCGGUUCAUCCCUCCCCACCGACGUCGCCGCCCUCCAGUCCACAAUCAACACUCUCCAGGCCGAGCUGAAAGUUACUACUAUCAUAAAUACCCACCUCGCCGCCUCCGUCGCCCGGUUCCAAGUCGAGCAGGCGACCUCCGCUGCUAUAGCUACCACCACCACCACCUCCACCACCGCCCCCGUCCCAUGCUUGCAUCCAGAUCACCCACAUACCAUUGCCUCUGGGCGCGGCGCCGCCUCACCUGAGGUGUUCAAGCAGAUGAGCAAGACCAACUGGCAUGGCCGUCUUGGGCGCGCGCACAUGGCAGACGUCGAUGCCUUGACCCCCCCCACGCUAAUGGAACUCGACAGCCUCGUGAGGCGGAAGCUGCAAUCCUUCUUCCCUCACGGCGCAAUGCACAGUACUAACAUUGAACCGGACCAUAUCUUUGCGUGUCUCGCUGCUCUGGGGCUUCGGCUGGAAGAUAGACCCCGGUAUGUCGGUUUCCCGAUAGUGGGCGGUGAUACGAUCGUGAAUGAUAGCACGGACAAGAGAGCGAGGCAACUUACGGCGUUUUUCUAUGCGAAUCAAACUCUGGCAGACUCGGGGUACUGGCGUGGGGCUUUGUUGGAGACGUUACUAGAGAUAGCGAGGUAUAGGGGGCUGUUUGAUAAUGAGGGAUUUCUGAAGGAGGAGUAG